This is a messenger RNA of Acanthosepion pharaonis, 1596 nucleotides long. NCBI's taxonomy places the organism in Eukaryota, Metazoa, Mollusca, Cephalopoda, Sepiida, Sepiidae. The record is from the annotation of a GenBank genome assembly.
AUGGCCUGGUCAUGGCCUCCAAAUAUGACGUUGUUCAGGGUCCAGUCUGCUUUGGUCACCAGUAUUCCAAGGUACAAAUCAACUGGUGACCCCAAGUCAUUUGCAUUUGUUGAAUUUGAAACAGUGGAAGGAGCCAAAAAAGCUUGCCAGAUUUUAAACAAUCCGCCAACGGAAAGAGAGCACAAACCAGGGAAAUUUCCGAAACACAAUAAAGCGAUGGUCCAGUUAAGAAAAAAAAUGAAUGCAGCCCUUGAUGAGAGUGAAGUGAAAGAAUGUGAUUUGUCCAGUAAUGAAAAAAGCAAGACAAGUAGGCAGAAACGGAAGAGGAAGAUUAGCAGCUGCAGUGCAGAGGGUAAAGACAUACAAGCCAGUAAGAGGCAAAAGUCCGAGUCACUGUGUGGGGAAACAUUAGAGGAAGGCUGUUCCAAGGUUUUGACCGAGCACCAAAAUGAGUCAGUGCUAGAUAGUACCAAGUCUGAAGAUGAGGACAAAGUAUGCGGUGGCAGUGGCAAGAAGAAAAAGAAGAGGAAACAGCGCCAACAGUCAGAGUCCUCUGGCAACAAAUCCCAGGAAGAUGAAGUGUCCGAUAAGUCUCGUCCCCGCUCGGACAGUUUCAGUAAGCUCCACGACAGUGAGGGUGGUAGUAAUAGCAAGUACAGGCGCAGAGCAUACAGCUGUUCGAAAUUGACCGACAGUGAAUUGGUGGGUAAAGUUACAGUGCCGAAGACUGAACCUGAAUCCAAACCCAAGGCUGAAGAGCCAGUAGAAUCAGAAAAAGGAGAUGAGAAAGAAUUGGCAAAGACUAGGGAUGAGUCUGUUAAAGAGAAAUCUGAAACGGACUGCCAGGCUGAGACUGAAGCAGCUUUUUUAUGCAAAGAGCGCAAACAAAUCAAGCGUAAGAAAGAAAGCAUGGAAAGCGUCUGCAGUGAUGUUGAAAAUCUGCCGAAACAUCAGAAACUCAAUAACGACAUUUUGGAAAUGCAAGGAGAAAGGAAUGAUUUUAAGAAAAGGCGACACCAACAUCGGAAACCAAAGAAACAUUAUCCUAAUCUUAGAGUGCUUUCUAAAGAGGAAUGGCUACAGUACAAGGCUGACUACCUGAAUACACAGAGAGCAAAUAUGGCUAUGUUAAAAAAGAUGUUGGCAGAAAAAACAAAACGUCAAGAACCAGAAAAUCAACCAAGUCCAGCAAAAGAGAAUUAUGAAUUUAUUCCAAAUGUGAUCAUCAAUGUCAAAUCAGAUUUGCUGUUGAACAUUAAAGAAGUGAAGGAGAAACUAAAUCCAAUUGCCAACAUAGCCUACAUUGACCUGAAAGAAGUCGAUGUGCAAGCCUAUAUUCGAUGCAGAGACGAGGAAAGUGCUCGGACAAUUUGUGAUUCAAGCUUUCCACAUUACAAGUUUACUCUUUUACAAGGGGAAGAAGAAAAAAUGUACUGGGAGAAAUUAAGAGCUGACAGAGAAGCCAAAAUAAACAGCAAACAUCGUUUAAAGAAAAGAGGUACCUCAAAGUUGAUGGACAAAAUAGAGAAACUCAACACAAAAAACAAAAAGUUUAUUUUGAUGAGUAAUUCCUCAGCUAAGAAGUGUUUUUUUUAA